GGGGAAACGCGAAGCCCAGAUUUUGUGUUGAUGAAAAGCAAAGCAACAGCAUGCCGACGUUGCUGCAAAAGCUCUUCAGCAAGAGAGCAGUCGGUAACGGUAACGGCAGCGCCCGGGACUGCUCGACGGGAGCGGAGCAGCGUUGGGCAUCUGCUGAGUUUGAUCUAGCUCAGAUCAGGCUGAUAGUGUAUCAGGACUGCGAGAGAAGAGGACGACAGGUUCUGUUUGACUCUAAAGCAAUACAUAAACUGGACGCAUCUGAGCCGACGGCUGAUGAAACCAAAACUCCCCCUAACCGCAGUGGAGCUUGCCAUAUCGGCAGCCAAGCAAAUGAGAAAGACAAGCCUCCUACAUAUCAGUAUACCAGACCGGCUUCAGAUGUGAACAUGCUUGGAGAGAUGAUGUUUGGCUCUGUUUCCAUGAGCUACAAAGGUUCAACUCUUAAAAUUCACCACAUUCGGUCUCCACCGCAACUGAUGGUCAGUAAGGUUUUUUCCACCCGGUUCGGAAGCAGCAGCACCUCUGGAAGUACAAACACGCUUCAAGACAGUUUUGAGUCGAUGAGCCAAACUUUUCCUAGUCACACCAGCAGCAGCAUAGAACAACUCAAAUCAACCGUCAGAGUACGCCAUGUACCUAGCGCUCCUCUGCUCUCCCUGGUUCGGAGCGCAUCUUUUUUUGCAGCCCACAGCAAUCCGGUGGACAUGCCGAGCAGAGGACACAGUGAGGACGGAGACAGUGGCAUAGCUCGCUCGGCAUCUCUGAGCAGUUUGCUGGCCACCCCGCAGCCUUCACCUGGCUCUUCCUUCAGCAGUGGCUGUGCCAGCAGCUACCAGCGCCGGUGGCUCCGCAGCCAGGCCACCAGUCUACAGCAUGGCCCCAUGCCCCGCUGGAACGCAGAGGAAAUGUUCAACCUGUCUGACGAGAGCUGCAGCUCCAACCCUGCCAUGAUCCGGAGGAAGAAGAUUGCCAUCAGCAUCAUCAUCAGCCUGCCGGAGCGAGAAGAGGAAAAUCACAACUUUCAGGAGUUUUUCUUCUCCCACUUUCCUCUUUUCGAGUCUCACAUGAACAAACUCAAGACUGCCAUCGAGAGGGCAAUGAUAGUGUGCAGAAGGAUAGCAGAGUCCAGUCAGCGAGUGCAGGUCUAUCUGUGCAGAGUGAUGGAAGCUCUUGGAGAGUUCAGGAUGACAGUGUGGAACCUGUACAUGGCUCCCCGCAUCAGCGAACCAGUCUGGCUGUCCAUGAUCUCCCAGAGUGCCGAGCGAAACCUACUGUGCCAGCGCUUCCUGAAGGAGAUGAGUUUGCUGAUGGAGCAUGGAGUCAAGAGCCAGUUUCUGUCAGCUCUCCUUACUGCUGUUCUUACACAUCAUUUAGCCUGGGUGCCCACCGUCAUGCCCAGCAACCUGCCACCAAUCAAACCCGCCUGCCAGAAACCCACUUCCCAGACGGUGGAUCUGCUGGCUAAAUCUCACCCGUACAACCCGCUGUGGGCUCAGUUAGGUGACCUGUACGGAGCUUUGGGCUCUCCGGUGAGAGUGUGUCGAACGGUGGUCGUGGGCCGCAGAAGGGAGCUGGUACAGAGGGUCUUGUAUAUUCUCUCCUACUUCAUUCGCUGCUCGGACCUGCAGGAACAUGUGCAACCACAAGGACAAAAGGACAAUCCAGCCAAUCCCUGCACCUCUCCAACCACUGACCCCAACCCUGCCAGUGAGAGAAUCUGCGAAAAAACAUUUCCCCCUCCACCAGACACAAUAAAGCCCAUUCCAGGCACCUUUAUGGAGCAAAAUGACGAGACUGUUUCAGCAGAUACACACUCAACCAAUACACCCACUGGUCUAGAAGCGAGCAUGGUCAGGCCUGAAUGUACUGAAAUGGGACCGGAAUGUUUUGGAGAACACGUCGACUCUGUUGGAGGUGGAUUAGAGCAUAUUUUGGCAAAUCAGAGUCCUCUUCCACAAAGGGUGCAGUUUCACAUUGGCAGCCCCAGAGAGGUGGAGAAUGUGGGACAGGCUGGGGGUUUGAUGUGUGGAGGGCAAGGGUUGGACAGGAAGUUGCAUCAAAGGCUUUUGACGGACAUAAGGAGGAACGAAAGUUCGGAUAGUGCUCUAGGUGACAGUGAUGAUGAGGAAACAUCAUCGAGAGAAAUGUACAUGGCCGCUGAACAAACAGAGUACGAGUUACCACUACCAAGUUCUCAGGUGGAGAGUCGAGCCAGUGUCAAUCAUUUUGGCCGUUCUCUGCUGGGCGGCUACUGUCCUCAGUACAUGCCCGACUUUGCCCUGCAUGGCAUCAGCUCAGAUCUCAGGCUCAAACAGUGCCUCAUGGCUGACCUGGAACACACUGUUCUUCAUCCAGCACUGGAUGAACCGGUGGCCGAGGCUCUUUGUAUUGUGGCAGAUACGGAUCGACUGAGUGUUCAGGUGGUGACGAGUCAGAGGCGAAUGUGUGAAGGCGGACGGUUGGGCAGAGACGUGAUGGUGUCCAACCUCAUACACACACUCAUCACAUCAGUUCUGCAGCUGUAUGCACUCAACAUCGCUGCUGAUUUUUGUGUGAUGCAUUUGGAGGACCGCUUACAGGAGGUGUACUUUAAGAGUCGGUCCUUAGCAGAAUAUCUGAGAGGACAAACCAGGGUCCAUGUAAAAGAGCUGGGGCUUGCACUGGGGAUUGAGUCUAGUGACAUUCCAUUGCUUGCAGCAGUGGCCAGCACACAUUCACCUUACGUGGCCCAGAUCCUUCUUUAA
Messenger RNA from Danio rerio (zebrafish), 2744 nucleotides. It is a transcript of the gene fnip2, whose product is annotated as folliculin interacting protein 2. Gene Ontology annotation, cellular component: cytoplasm; lysosomal membrane. The record is from RefSeq and is marked provisional. NCBI's taxonomy places the organism in Eukaryota, Metazoa, Chordata, Actinopteri, Cypriniformes, Danionidae.